Messenger RNA from Colossoma macropomum (tambaqui), 3309 nucleotides. Its product is annotated as NLR family CARD domain-containing protein 3-like. Gene Ontology annotation, molecular function: protein binding. The record is from RefSeq and is a predicted model, not a curated record. The transcript has 5 exons. NCBI's taxonomy places the organism in Eukaryota, Metazoa, Chordata, Actinopteri, Characiformes, Serrasalmidae. The annotation marks the transcript as partial.
CAAACUGAAAGGAAGUUGUUCCACUGUAAGCAGUCACAGAACUCCAAUACCAGCUUGUCUAGAGCCAGUUUCCUGUGUCUGCUUUACCACCUCUCUAGUACUAAAUAGCACUGCAAUAUUUUUAUUAAAAAUCUCCACUACCCAAAACAAUAAGUUGUCCAUAUCAUAAUAUUUUAGUUUCAUCUGUCAUAGUUAUAUUUAUUAACCAGAUGUUAUUCCAUGCUACAUUAAUGAUCUGUUCACAGAGAGCAGCAUCUCCAGUGUCCAGCUGUGUGUGGAGAGUAAAACCUCAGUGAUGGAGCUUCAUCACUCCAGCAGUGGAGGAAGAACCUCUGAUUCAAAAGUGAAGCGUGCAGGAUCUCCAGAACCCAAUUGUGUGUCUAUGAAGAGUGACACGUCCAUGGAGAACCCUCCUGAAUUCAGAAGAGGAGGAGAACCCAGCUGUGUGCCUAUGAGGAGUGACCAGUCCAUGGGGAAACCUAUUAAUUUUAGCGGUGGAGGAGGAGAACCCAGCUGUGUGUCUAUGAAGAGUGACCAGUCCAUGGGGAAACCUAUUAAUUUCAGCAGUGGAGGAGGAGAACCCAGCUGUGUGUCUAUAAGGACUGACCAGUCCAUGGGGAAACCUAUUAAUUUCAGCAGAGGAGGAGCAGAACCCAGCUGUGUGUCUAUGAAGAGUGACCAGUCCAUGAUGUUACCAGCACAGUCCAGUGGAGGGAGAGGAACCUCUGACUCAGGGCAGCACUCCACACAAACAACACUGCAGACAAACACUCUGGCAGAUAUUCACCAACCAGUGGAUGACGUCCUUCACAGAGUCUUAGAGAGACACAAAACCAGCAUGAAGAACAAGUGCGAGAGCUUAUUUGAGGGAAUCAGAACAAAAGAGAAUAAAACCCUCCUGAACAGGAUUUACACACAGCUCUACAUCAUAGAGGGAGAGAGUGAAGGAGAGAAUGAAGAACAUGAGGUUCUACGGAUGGAGAAAACAUCCAGGAGACGCUUACACGACUAUCCAAUCAACUGCUUAGACAUCUUUAAAUCUCUACAAGGUCCUGAAGGAGAAACACAAGAAGGGAACAUUAGAGCUGUGAAGGCUGACAGUCUCAGACACAAAGAAAGAAAAGAAGAUAACAGACCAAAAGAGCCAGAGCUCAGAAGUGUUCUGACUAAAGGCAUCGCUGGAAUUGGAAAAACUGUCUCUGUCCAGAAGUUCAUUCUGGACUGGGCUGAAGGAAAAGCCAAUCAGGAUGUAGAGCUCAUGUUUGUGCUUCCGUUCCGGGAGCUGAACCUGAUUAAAGAUGAUCAAUACAGUCUUCGUGGACUUCUGUGUGACUUCCAUCCUGAGCUCAAAGAUCUGGACCCAGAGAUUUAUGAUCAGCUCAAAGCUGUGUUUAUAUUUGAUGGCCUGGAUGAAAGUAGAAUUCCACUGAACUUUAAAAAGUGUAAGAAAGUAUCUGACAUCACCAUGACAUCAUCAGUGGGUGUGUUGAUGACAAACCUCAUCAAAGGAGAGCUGCUUCCCUCUGCUCUGAUCUGGAUAACCUCCCGACCAGCAGCAGCCAAUCAGAUCCCUCUUAAAUACAUCAAGCGUGUGAUGGAAAUUCAGGGAUUCAGUGACCCACAGAAGGAGGAGUACUUCAGGAAGAGGAUUAGUGAUGAAGACCAAGCCAAGAGAAUCAUCUCCCACAUUAAGACAGCGAGGAGCCUCCACAUCAUGUGCCACAUUCCAGUCUUCUGCUGGAUCUCAGCCACUGUUCUUCAGCAAAUCAUGAAACAGAAUCAUACAGAAAUCCCUAAAACUCUGACUGAAAUGUACUCACACUUCCUGAUCACUCAGACAAACAUGAAGAAUGAGAAGUAUGAGGAGAAAGAUGAGAGAGACCCAAAGAACCUGCUGGAGUCCAACAGAACCAUUCUUCUGAAACUGGCUGAACUGGCUUUCAAACAGCUGAUGAAGGGCAAUGUGAUGUUCUAUGAAGAGGACCUGAGAGAGAGCAGCAUUGAUGUCACUGAGGCCUCAGUGUAUUCUGGGAUUUUCACUGAGAUCUUCAGGGAGGAAUGUAUGCUUCACCAGAGGAAAGUCUACUGCUUUGUUCAUCUGAGCUUUCAGGAGUUCCUGGCUGCUGUUUAUGUGUUUCACUGCUAUGAGAGGAAAAACAUGAAGGAACUGCAGAUAUUUAACCCACGAAACAGAGAGAGGUUUGAGAAUAUUCUACCGUGGUUUUUUCUCCCACAGCACAGUGAGUGGUCUAAGAGUGUUCCAGUGGGGUCUUCUCACCCACAGCACAGUGAGUGGUCUAAGAGUGUUCCAGUGGGGUUUUCUCACCCACAGCACAGUGAGUGGUCUAAGAAUGUUCCACUGAGGUUUUCUAACCCACAGCACAGUGAGUGGUCUAAGAAUGUUCCACUGAGGUUUUCUAACCCAUGGUACAGUAAGUGGUCUGAGGAUGUUCCUCUAGAUGAGGUUCUGAUGGGAGCAGUGAAUAAAGCUGUAGAGAGUCAGAAUGGACACCUGGAUCUUUUCCUCCGUUUCCUGCUGGGCAUCUCACUGGACUCUAAUCAGAGACGCCUACAGGGUCUACUGACCCCAACACAGAGCAGCUCAGAGAGAACCAGAGAGCACAUCAAGAGAUUAAUCAAAGGAGAUUAUUAUUAUCCCAUCUCCACUGAGGGAUCCAUCAUCUCCACUGAGAGAUCCAUCAUCUCCACUGAGAGAUCCAUCAAUCUGUUCCUCUGUCUGUCUGAAAUGAAUGACCCGUCUCUCUCCAGAGAGAUUCAGGAGUAUCUAAACUCAGAGAGACACUCAGGGGUGAAACUCUCUCCUGGACAGUGUUCAGCACUAGCCUGCAUGCUUCUGACCUCAGAGGAGGUUCUGGAUGAGCUGGACUUGAAGAAAUACAACACAUCAGAGGAGGGUUAUAGGAGACUGAUCCCAGCUCUGACUGUCUGCAGAAAAGCUCGACUAGCUGGGUGUGGCCUCACCACAAAAUCCUGUGAGAAUCUAUCAUCAGUUCUACAAUCUGUAAACUCGUCCCUGAAAGAGCUAGACCUGAGUCACAAUAACCUUCAGGAUUCAGGUGUGGAGCUGCUCUCUGCUGGACUGAAGAGUUCAUAUUGUAAACUGGAGACACUCAGAUUGUGUGGCUGUAUGGUUACAGAUGAAGGCUGUUCUUCUCUGGCUUUAGCUCUGAUAUCAAACCCCUCCCAUCUGAGAGAACUGGAUCUGACUUACAAUCACCCAGGAGAGUCUGGAUUGAAGCUGCUGUCUGAUCUACUGGAGGAUCCACACUGUAAACUGGAGAAACUAUG